Messenger RNA from Lontra canadensis (Northern American river otter), 3384 nucleotides. It is a transcript of the gene GPBAR1, whose product is annotated as G protein-coupled bile acid receptor 1. The record is from RefSeq and is a predicted model, not a curated record. Gene Ontology annotation, molecular function: G protein-coupled bile acid receptor activity. Bases 2286 to 3278 code for a protein of 330 amino acids. Gene Ontology annotation, biological process: G protein-coupled receptor signaling pathway. Gene Ontology annotation, cellular component: membrane. NCBI's taxonomy places the organism in Eukaryota, Metazoa, Chordata, Mammalia, Carnivora, Mustelidae. The transcript is spliced from 2 exons.
AAGAGCUUCAAAUAGGAAGCCCAAGAGGAUUCCCUGGCAGGCCUGGGCCCCACAAUAGAGGCUCUGCGGGAGGAGAGGAGAAUGGGGACCACAGAGGUCGGCCUGCAGCUAGAAUGGAGGAUCUGGAAACUAUCUGUACCACAGCCCUCCUAUGGGCCAAGGGGAGAAGGCUGGGGUUGAGUCCACGCUAGAGAUGGGUGAAGGAGCAGAGAAGGCCUGGAUGGUCCAGUGAGGAGGAGACAGGACCCAGGCUUCCUGGCCCCUGCUGCCUAAGCCACCCCCUUCGGACGUCAUCCCACACACAGUGUUUAGACAAAGCAGUGAAGAAGAAACACAGACAUCCUGGAUCCCUUAGGGAGGAGGCCAGGGCUGGGAACAGAAGGAGGUCUGUUUAUUCCUGGCAGUCCAACAUCUGAGGGGCCGCACACCCACUUCUGUCCAGGCCCCAGGCUGAACUCUCCCAGAGCCUCUGACUUCUGCCCGACCAGAUAGCGUGGGUCUGUGGGCCGGCUGCUGGAAGCCAGCGUCCUCUGGCCGCCAGCUUGCUGAAGGAGGGGUCUGAGGCUGGAUGCUUUCCUCUUCCCACUUGCUGUCCUAACAGAAGUUCUGCCUCCCUGGUUCCCCUGAUCCUCUGCAGGAUGGGCAGAGCUAGACCCCUCGUGUCCACAGCCUUCAGCUCAGGUCUCCUCUCCCUGCCCUUCCUCACCGAGGGCACCGAAGUCCCCAUCUCAGUCUACCUGCGCUCUUGAGCAGGGAAGUCUUUCCCCAUGUCUCAUCUCCAGCUUUCUUGCUGCAGUUGUACCUGCUCCCUCACACUUCAACCUGCUUCUCUCUGGCACCCCAAGGCCUCACUUGAUACAAGUGAAAAUUGGAGCAUCACACCUCUUGGCUCCCUAGCCUUGAACUUGCCCUUCCUCUCCUGUACCUACUCCACUCAGUGUCUCUGUGGAGCUGAAGUGCCCUUCUCCUCUCGGUUUUUGUGAGCUCUCCAUCUGCCUUUCUCUACAGAGUUCUUAGAGGGGGCAGGUGGCUGGAGGGGAGCGACAGGCAGACGGCAGGAAUCCUAAAAAUGUUAAUAACAGCUUCCUAUGGGCCUGGUGUUCAUCUAAGUCUUCACCACACAUUAACUUGGGGUUCGUCUCGCCAUAGGUGAGCACAGUACAAGCCCUCUUCUACAGAUGAGGAAACGAAGGCAAAAGAACUUGAGUAAUUUUUCCAAGUUCACACAGAAGAAAAAAAGAUCCCAAGAUUCUAAGAUUCAUACCCAGGCUUUCUGCCUCCAACACUGGCUCACACCUCUUACUCAUCACGGAGGCCUCCUGUGUGUCAGGCACUGGGAUAUAUAGAGUCACAUGUUACUCUGUGAUAGUCCCCAACACCCCAGAGAGGUGGUUUUACUUGUAUUUUACACGUGGGAAAAUUGAGGCCCAGGACUAGCUUGCCCAAAUGCCACACCUCCUAGCCCAGAGCCACUUUUACCUCCUAGCCCAGAACUAGACUCAAAGCAGUUGAGAAAAGUAUAGAAUGACCCCAAAUUCUAGAAGGAAGUUUGGCUUUAUAAACCGAAAGGCCCAUCAGGUGAUAGGAUGGAAAGAUCCUCAAGCUCCAAACAGCCCCACCCCUGCCACCAUCAGAUACUGCUCUUCCGAAUUAACUUAACGGAGCUGGGUGUGCUGUUGGCUGGUCAGCACCCCCAGGGGUUUACAGCUCAUCAAAUGUAAAUGUAUUCGUUGGGACAAGAAGCAGAAAGGGGUAGCUGAAACCCUGAUUCCUCGAAUUCUGAUUCCUCCCCGACUGGAUUGCAUUUCUCAGAUUAGCUAGGCGUGCGGCAGAUGACAGGGCUCCCCUGAGGUAGGGGAUCUGCCACCUCGGUGGCAAGCUACAGCUGGUGGCUGGGGAGGGGGCACACAGGUACAGGAUAGGGGGAGGGCACUGGACAAAGACCGGCCAGCCUCCUGACUCCUGCCGCCCAGCCAGUGCCAGGCUCCACCCCCCAGAGGCGGGGCCAGGCUGAGCCCCACCAACCCCAGCUCCAACCCUCCAGAGCCCAGGCUGGGGCAGAGCCUGGGCAGCAGAGAGCCUGGGCCCCUGCAGUACCCACAGAGUGGAGGCACCAUGCCCUCACUGGCCACAGGGACCACAGACAGCGCAGGAAGCCCUGCAGGCCCGCCUACAGCAACUCCCUGACCCCCAGGGGCAAGCCCAGGCUAGGCCAGCAACACCUGCCUUCCAAGAGCCAUGCACGCUGGCUGCUGCUCCAAGCCUCCCCUGUCCCCAGGCCAAAGAUGACCGCCAACAGCACCAGGGAGGCACCCAGCCCAGUUCCCACGGGGGCCCUGGGCCUCUCCCUGGCCCUGGCCAUCCUCAUCAUCGCCGCCAACCUGCUCCUGGCCUUGGGCAUCGCCAGGGACCGGCACCUGCGCCGGCCGCCCGCUGGCUGCUUCUUCCUGAGCCUGCUGCUGGCCGGGCUGCUCACAGGGCUGGCGCUGCCCAUGCUGCCCGGCCUCUGGAGCCAGAGCAGCCGAGGCUACUGGUCCUGCCUCUUCCUCUAUCUGGCUCCCAACUUCUCCUUCCUGUCCCUGCUCGCCAACCUCCUGCUGGUGCACAGCGAGCGCUACAUGGCAGUGCAGCAGCCCCUGCGGCCCCGCGGGAACACAUGGCUGGCCCUGCUCCUCACCUGGGCCUGGCCCCUGCUCUUUGCCAGCCUGCCAGCCCUGGGGUGGAACCAUUGGGUCCCCGGCACCAACUGCAGCUCCCAGGCUGUCUUCCCGGCCCCCUACCUCUACCUUGAAAUCUACGGCCUCCUGCUGCCUGCCGUGGGGGCCGCCGCCCUGCUCUCUGCCCGUGUGCUGGCCAUGGCUCACCGCCAGCUGCAGGACAUCCGGCGGCUGGAGCGGGCAGUGUGCCGUGGCGCACCAUCGGCCCUGGCCCGGGCCCUCACCUGGAGGCAGGCAAGGGCACAGGCCGGGGCCACGCUGCUCUUCGGGCUGUGCUGGGGGCCCUAUGUGGCCACCCUGCUCCUCUCAGUCCUGGCCUUCGAGCAGCGCCCGCCACUGGGGCCAGGAACUCUGUUGUCCCUCAUCUCACUGGGUAGCGCCAGCGCAGCAGCCGUGCCCGUGGCCAUGGGGCUGGGGGAUCAGCGCUACACAGCCCCCUGGAGGACGGCCGCCCGCAGGUGCCUGCGCAUGCUGCCCAGAAGGGCCCCCCGCACUGGGCCUGGCCCCCGCACAGCCUACCGCACCAGUAGCCAAAGCAGCGUGAACCUUAACUUGAACUAGGGGAAGGGCCUCUGCUGGCUCCUGCUCGAAGCAUCUGUCCAUCUCCGCCACCAAGGCAGUCUCCUCUUGUCUCCCAGGACCUGCAUCAGAGGUCCUGCCCUUAUCU